Molecule: messenger RNA, 927 nt
Organism: Echinops telfairi (small Madagascar hedgehog)
Lineage: Eukaryota; Metazoa; Chordata; Mammalia; Afrosoricida; Tenrecidae
Product: olfactory receptor 10Z1-like
Exons: 1
Coding region: 1-927 (308 amino acids)
Biological process (GO): G protein-coupled receptor signaling pathway
Cellular component (GO): membrane
Molecular function (GO): olfactory receptor activity; G protein-coupled receptor activity
Source: RefSeq, a predicted model, not a curated record
AUGCGCAACCAGACAGCAGGGACUACAUUCCUUCUGUGGGGCUUUUCCAGUUUCCCAGACUUGAAAGGUCUCCUCUUUGUGGUGGUUUUCUUCUCCCAUGUGACCAUCCUGGUGGCCAAUGGGUCCAUAAUGGUGGCCAUCACGCUCAGUCGCAACCUUCACACUCCCAUGUACUUUUUCCUCUGUGGCCUAUCCUUGUCCGAAACGUGUGCCACUGUGGUCAUCAUCCCUCGGAUGCUAGUGGAUUUGGUAUCCGAGAGCAGCAUUAUUUCUCUUCCUGAAUGUGCUACACAAAUGCUCUGCUUUUUGUGCUUAGCAGCCAACAACUGCUUCAUCAUGGCUGCCAUGUCCUAUGACCGUUACACUGCCAUCCACAACCCACUGAACUACCACAUGCUGAUGACUGGCAAAAUCUGCUGUCAGUUGAUGACAGCCUCUCUUGUGACUGGGUUCUUGAUUUCUCUAGGCAUUGUUCUCACUGCAUUCAACUUGCCAUUUUGUGGCUCCAAAAUAAUACAUCACUUCUUCUGUGACAUCUCCCCUGUGGUCUUGCUUGCUUGUGGUUACACGUUUUUCCAUGAGAUGGUUAUUUUUGUGCUAUCUGCCUUGGUGCUGGUGGGCAGCUUUAUUCUGAUUAUGGUUUCCUAUGUCUUCAUUGUGUCUGUGGUUGUAAAGAUGCCUUCCGCAAAGGGACGGUAUAAGGCCUUCUCAACUUGCUCCUCCCACCUCACGGUGGUGUGCAUUCACUAUGGAUUUGCUUGUUCUGUCUAUCUGAAACCCAAGAACAGUGCAUCAUUUCAUGAAGAUAUGCUGAUGGCUGUGACUUAUACAGUGCUGACACCUCUGCUUAACCCCAUUGUUUAUAGUCUAAGAAACAGAGAAAUGCAGACAUCCCUCUGGAAGUUAAUCAACAGGGCAAACAAAUAG